AUGAUUUUCAAACAAGAACAAAAAUUAAAAGAUGCUUUGAAAAAUAUCGAAUUCUUUAUCAGAUUUGUUGAAUCAAAUGAAGAAGACAUUGAAAGGAAGUUUGGUAUUUCAGAAGACAAAGAACGAUUUGACAUGUCGAAAAUUACUUUAGAAAUGUACAGAAAAAGAAGAGAUCCAAGAUUGAGUAUAAGAAGAACAGCACAAGAAAAGAAAUUCUUGGCAAAUAGACCACUUCCCGAAACACCAAGAGAAAUUGCAGUAAAACGUGCAAAAGGUAAAAAUUUACUUACUUAUACUCGUAGAGAUGAUAAUGAAGAUCCCAUUUACGAUGAAAUAGAAAGUAGAAACAUCUUUAGUAGAAUGUUUCAAAGUUUUAGAAGACGAAGAUAA
Molecule: messenger RNA, 390 nt
Organism: Entamoeba invadens IP1
Lineage: Eukaryota; Evosea; Mastigamoebida; Endamoebidae
Exons: 1
Coding region: 1-390 (129 amino acids)
Source: RefSeq, a predicted model, not a curated record